Molecule: messenger RNA, 558 nt
Organism: Anopheles cruzii
Lineage: Eukaryota; Metazoa; Arthropoda; Insecta; Diptera; Culicidae
Product: paired mesoderm homeobox protein 2B-like
Exons: 4
Coding region: 1-558 (185 amino acids)
Biological process (GO): regulation of transcription by RNA polymerase II
Molecular function (GO): RNA polymerase II transcription regulatory region sequence-specific DNA binding; DNA-binding transcription factor activity, RNA polymerase II-specific
Source: RefSeq, a predicted model, not a curated record
AUGCCCCGCCACCGUUCGACACCGUUUUCCGGACUGCCGUACAAGGUGUACGCCGGGCACGACUCGGUGCUGGCGGAAAAGCGUAAGCAGCGGCGGAUACGAACGACCUUCACGUCGGCCCAGCUCAAGGAACUGGAGCGAGCGUUCCAGGAGACGCACUAUCCCGACAUCUACACGCGCGAGGAGAUUGCGAUGAAAAUCGAUCUGACCGAAGCACGGGUACAGACAGCUCGGUUCGGCUACGGCGGAACCAUUUCUAUCCCCUCCGGGCACCGGGCACCGGGAACCCUUCGCCCGAAGGCCGAGGUGUCACCGGAAGAGGUGUCCUUUCGAGGAGCAGCCGGUGGUCUCGCAACAUCGUUGUUAACAAACAGCACCACCGGUGCUGCCGGUGGCGACCCUUCGGCGACCCUGCUUCUGUCGUCGGAGCACGUGGCCCAUCAUCUGUUCGGCCCGAUGAAGCCAUCAUCCGGCUCCGAAGCCAACGAUUCUGCUGCCAGUGUUCAGUUUGCAAAAGUGCCGCACCAUCUGUCGCUAUUUGUGUUCUAUUGGUUUUGA